Molecule: messenger RNA, 690 nt
Organism: Boeremia exigua
Lineage: Eukaryota; Fungi; Ascomycota; Dothideomycetes; Pleosporales; Didymellaceae
Exons: 3
Coding region: 1-660 (219 amino acids)
Molecular function (GO): GTP binding
Source: RefSeq, a predicted model, not a curated record
AUGUCUCGAUAUCAGAUCUCCACGGAAGCAGACGAGGCAACAGGCUCAGCUACUGUGACGGUGAUACCAAGAGGUACCCAAUCAAUUCCCCCGAAAUUGCCUGAGAGGAGACAACAACCAAAGAUGAUUUUUGUCCUAGGCAGCACUAGUACGGGCAAGUCGUCGUUUGUAGCCACAACCUCUGGUCAACCAGUUAGAGUUGGACACGAUCUUAGACCCUUUACCGCCACCUGCCAAGCAGUAGAGUUCAAAUUGGCCGAUAGACGACUCGUUCAGCUCAUCGAUACUCCUGGUUUUAGCGAUACCUCGCACCCAGAUUUGGACGUGCUGGAAUCCUUUGAUAGCCAGUCACGCCAAAUAUAUGCGGUACACUGGCCGCUCAAACAUCCAGCAACAGGCCAAAUGGAACUGCAACUCGAACUUCGCGAUCCAUGCGAUGUUAAAGACACACGCGCUGGUAGGGUCAUUACCGCAGAACUCCGCAAGAAGGAGGAAAGGCUCCGCCAAGAACGACUCGAAGAGGAGGAAGAGGAGCGCGAGAUCAGGGAACAAUUGCAUUUUGAGCGUGAAGCUCUACAACGAGAUGAGCAGAAGAAGCGUGAAGAGGAAGCUGCCAUGUUCCAGUCGCGCGGAUUGGAGAAGUUCCGGAGAUACACGUAGUGAACAACGCCCAAGAGAGCCCCGUAUUUG